GAAAUAAUUUUAUUAGAAAUUGACACAACACAUAUCCUUUGAAGAAAGUAAAAGAGCCAAAAAGAAAAGGGAAAGUUGGUUGAGCUACGACGUUAUAAGACAUACUUACAGAUCAUGGUAAAUUCUCGUCGCCACCAAAGUUCGAGAGAAACCCUUUUUUAACCACUUGUGUCUUCUGUUAUGUUAUUAUUAUUAUUAUCAAGAUCUUCUCCAAGUUUCGGUAAGAUAGCUACUGAUUGUGUUGGAUCGCAAAGGGUGGAGAACGAGAAAGAAAGAUAAUCACGAAAUGAUGUCAACAACGUCUCAAACUAAUGUUAACCAAAGCUUGUUUGAAGAGCAGGAUCAGAUCUCUACGCAGAUGGGGUUCAUUCCUUUCCCACCUAACCAAACCUUCCCUCCUUUGGGUUGUCAUCAAUCUUUGAAACCCAUCGGUGCAAUAGUUCCUUCACUUUCAUCUGAAACUGCUUCUUCUGCUGCAAAUUUUGCUGAAACCCUACUCUCAACUGCUAUUCAAAGACCACGAGAAGAUCUCACUUCAAGUUUUGGUGGAGGAGAAGGCCAACUCCUUUCCUUGAACAGAUCGAGGGUGAAUUCAUGGUCUCAUGAAUCUAGGGCAUGGGAAGAAGUAACCGAUUGCUUGAUGGGUAAAAGAAUUGGAGGAGAUGAUAAUCAUCAUCAUCUAGGGGUUUCUUCCAUGAAGAUGAAGAAAGUCAAGGCAAGGAGAAAGGUGAGGGAGCCAAGGUUUUGCUUCAAGACUAUGAGCGAUGUGGAUGUGUUGGAUGAUGGCUACAAGUGGAGGAAGUACGGACAGAAAGUGGUAAAGAACACACAGCACCCAAGAAGCUACUAUCGUUGCACCCAAGAUAACUGUCGAGUAAAGAAACGCGUGGAGCGGUUGGCAGAGGAUCCAAGGAUGGUGAUAACCACAUAUGAAGGGAGACAUGCGCACUCACCAUCAAAUGAACUUGAAGACUCGCAAUCUCCUUCUGAACUUAGUAACUUCUUCUGGUAGUGUAAACCAACAUAAUAAUGUUUACAUAUGUAUAUUUUUAUCGUAGCAAGAGAUCCAUGAAGACGGAUUAAUAAGUAGAGAGGAAUGAGUAAAAAUUGACAGUGUAUCUAGGAAAUGAUGCAUGCAUGCUUUGAUUCAUUGUCAAUUUUCACUCGUUUCCAUCCACUCCCAUGCCAUUUUCUCCCUUUACUAUGCUUUUUAGUUUUACACCAUUGUCAUGCUCAAAAACAAUUAAGAGUAUGUACUUCACAGUCCUGGUGGUGUUUCAUAAAAACUCCAACCCAAAACCAGUAAUAUAUUUGUAAGUACUGGGCUUCAGAAUUUGACUUUUCCACAUUAAUAGUAGGCUAAUCAUAUUUUUAGUC
Messenger RNA from Cajanus cajan (pigeon pea), 1377 nucleotides. RefSeq names its product WRKY DNA-binding protein 13 (gene WRKY13). Gene Ontology annotation, molecular function: DNA-binding transcription factor activity; sequence-specific DNA binding. Gene Ontology annotation, biological process: regulation of DNA-templated transcription. The record is from RefSeq and is a predicted model, not a curated record. Lineage: Eukaryota; Viridiplantae; Streptophyta; Magnoliopsida; Fabales; Fabaceae.